Molecule: messenger RNA, 4469 nt
Organism: Limulus polyphemus (Atlantic horseshoe crab)
Lineage: Eukaryota; Metazoa; Arthropoda; Merostomata; Xiphosura; Limulidae
Product: erlin-1-like
Exons: 9
Coding region: 58-879 (273 amino acids)
Biological process (GO): SREBP signaling pathway
Cellular component (GO): endoplasmic reticulum; endoplasmic reticulum membrane
Molecular function (GO): cholesterol binding; ubiquitin protein ligase binding
Source: RefSeq, a predicted model, not a curated record
GUGACUCUUCAGACAGAUGAGGUAAAGAAUGUGCCCUGUGGUACAAGUGGUGGAGUGAUGAUCUACUUUGAUAGGAUUGAAGUUGUAAAUAUCUUAAAUGCUGCCAGUGUGUAUGACAUUGUCAAGAACUACACAGCAGACUAUGAUAAAACAUUAAUCUUCAAUAAAGUUCAUCAUGAACUGAAUCAGUUCUGCAGUGCUCACAAUCUUCAUGAAGUCUACAUUAAUUUAUUUGAUCAGAUUGAUGAAAACCUCAGGACAGCACUACAAGGAGACCUUGUUAUCAUGGCACCAGGAUUGUAUGUUCAGGCUGUACGAGUCACAAAACCAAAAAUACCUGAAACUAUCAGAAAAAACUAUGAAUUAAUGGAAGCAGAGAAGACCAAACUUUUAAUUGCAGAACAGAAACAGAAAGUAGUUGAAAAAGAUGCUGAAACUGAUAGAAAGAGAGCUGUGAUUGAGGCUGAAAAAAUAGCUCAAGUCUCCAAAAUUCAGUAUGAUCAAAAGAUCACAGAAAAAGAAUCUUUGAGAAAAAUGUCUGAAAUAGAAGACCGCAUGUAUUUGGCCCGAGAAAAAAUUCGAUCUGAAGCUGAGUUUUUUUCAAAGAAACAAGUUGCUGAAUCAAACAAGCUACUCCUGACCCCAGAAUAUUUGGAACUGAAAAAGUAUGAAGCAAUUGCACAGAACAACAAAGUCUACUUUGGUUCCAAUAUUCCAAAUAUGUUCAUGGAACACUGUCCACAUGCAGGAGAAACCACAAAAAAGCUCAAAAUGUCCAGUCAUUUGGAGAAUUCACAACCUGAAAAGUUGGUACAACCCAUCAUUUAUCCCAGUGGGCAAGAUGAAAAAUCAUCCUUUAACAGUUUAACCAGUGGUUGAAAUUUUAUUCUUCUAUGAAAGGAUAAAAGCAUUUGACUAUUAUUAAUUCAUUUAACAAAAAAAUUUUCUGUCAUCAAAAAUACGGGAUACUGAUAAUUGAAAAUAGUACAUUGAAAAUUUCAGUUGUGUAAUUAUAUUUUUUACAUUCAAAAUAAAACUUGAUUCAUUACUAUACAAUUACUUUCAACUUCAAAGUUUUUUUAUAAUGUUUUAAACUGCUAGUUAAAAGGUCGAAUUUUGAUACUUUGUUUUGGAAUGAUCCCCUUAUUAUGAAACUACUAUUGUCAAUUGUUGUGUGAGUAUGAAGUAAUUGACCUUGUACAUGUGUUUCAAUACCUUCUUAAAAGUUAUUGUGUGAACCUAGUUUGAAACCUGUGCAUAACGAAAUGAAAUUAUUCAAUUCUGAUAUAGGUAAAAAUUUAUACAUAACUGAAUAAUUGUAGUUUAUUAAACAUAGGUUUCAAACUUCACAUACCAACAUAAGAAGUUAAUCACAUUAACUCUAAUCUGAGAAUGACUUAAUUAAUAUUCAGUUGUGGUAUUUUAUACAAGUAAUACUUUGAUUAUUUUAUUGCUGCUUGUCUGUACAAACAAUGUGUCAGGUUACUGCUCCUUCACUUCUGUGGGUGGUUAAAAGGCUCACAUUACUUUGUUUGGCAAAAGUAAAUGACUGGCUUGUAUAAUUUAGUGAAUUAAAACAUUUUUUUACAAUAGUUUUCAAAUCAGCUGUAGAUGAUUCACAGUUAAAUUUUUUGUUCUUCAUUAACAAUAGUAAAUAAAGUAAGGAAAAUAAGCAGUAUGUGAACUUUUUUUUUCUCUUGUGUGAGGCUGAUUCAAAAUUAAUUUGAAUGCAACUAAGUUUUUCACGUCUGCACACACUUUGUUCAAAGCUAGGAUAGUUACAUAAAAUAAAAGGGAAGCUGAGUAAGUAUUAAAAGGAAUGUAAAAAUUUGUUUAGCAACUUGUCAUAACUUUGAAGAAGGAAAUUCUAUUGUGAUUUGAAUAUCUGUUUUGAUUACUUCAAGAUUUGCUAAUAUUUGACUAGAACUAUGGGUAAAAUAUUUAGCAUAUCAUGUGACUGUAUAAAUCAAAUAUUAUAAUAAAAUAAUAGUUUCCAAGAAAUAUGUUGAAUAUAAAUAAUAGUGUCUGAGUGUGUGUGAAAUGAUAUGGUUGGCAAGUUUUUGUUUGUUUGUUGUAAAAGACGGUAAAUUUGCCACAAGUAAAGCUGAAAAAAAAGUCAGAUAUCACCUCUUCUCAAGUUUUUGCUGUGAAUACAGAAUUGUUAUUCCAUAGACACCAAAUGUACAAAUAUAAGUUGCUCAAAAAAAAAGAGAGAAAGAAAUGUCUUGAAAUCUGUUGAAGAUCAGAAUAAACAGUGGUUCUACAAAUAUGUAAAUCAGAUGUUACUUAAAAAUGUUUAGUAGUGUCAGAGUGGUUUAGCAGAAGCCUUGUGUCAAGAAAUUAUUGUAUUUAAAGUGCAUUGUACUACCAACAUAAAAUUAAUUUGAAUGAAAUAGAUAUUAACAGAUUUUGAAUCUUGAUGUUUUUAUCAAAAUAAUAUUAUGUAUGUAUUAAAAUAGAGUGCUAUAAAUCCCUAAUAAGUAUUUAUAUUCAAUACAAAGUGUUAUUAGAUUUUAAAUACUAACUAUGGUUGUGUAAGAUCUACAAUAUCUUGAGAUUUACUUGCUUAGCCAUAAGAAUCUGUCCAGACUACUAUUAAAAACAAAAAACAGAUUAAUGAAUUUGGUGUGGUUUGUAUUGGUUCACAGAUUUUAACUUGAAGGAAAAGUAUUUUUUCUGUUACUUCUUCACAUAAUUAGCUAUUGGGGGAACACUGUUUUCAUUCAUAAAAGUUGAAAUGGACUGGUGGAUAAAUCUAAAGAUUUUUCAUAUUGAAUUAAUACUUUUUUGUAGUCACUUGAAUUCAUUAUAAAAUUUUGGAUGGCAGUAUCAAAAAUAUAUCUUGAUACUUGAAACAAAGGAUUAGUGUUAUUGAAAUUAACUGAAGUUUGAUACUUAACAGUUCAUGUAACCAUUUGUUUCAUCCAGUUAUAUAUAUAUCUUUUUUUUUUAUAUUCAAGCAGCAUUAAUGAGUCUUUGCUUUAAAUAUAAGUAAAAGCUAAAAAAUUUGAUCAUGAGCAAUGGCACAAUUUGUCCAAACAUACCUACAUAAAAGUUUGUAAAACAUACUGUAUUCAUGCUAUGGAGUACUGACAGUUUCAUUAUUUUUGGCUAGAUGAUGAUAUUGAAAGAUGGGACCUCAGAUUUCACAGGAGUUUAUAUUACAGUAUGAUAUGUUGGAUUGAGCCUAAUGAAAAAUGUGACAUAUUUAUAUACAUAUGUUUCUCAGUGCUUUUUUAUCAUGUUGGUAUAGCAGCUAUAAUUGCAAAACAGAUGAUUGAAACCACUCCCAUAAGAACAUUUGUGAAUGUUAGGGAGCUAGUGUGUGCUGUCACUAAACUGAAUAUGAUUAUGUAAGAACAGUGAUGAUUCAAUUAGGAAAAAUUUAGUUUUUUAUUUUUAUAAACAUGCCAUGAUUUAACACUGCCAAUACAUUCCAAAAUAAUCCGAUUUUAACCAAAUUAACAACCUAUCCAACUUAAAUAUGUCUAUAUAUAUGAACAUUAUGUAAAAUGCAAACAGACUUAAUUUUUUAGUUAAAACAACUUAGGAAAAUAUAAAGAGAGUUAAAAACUAAAAAAGUAGUUCAUAUUAAUUUAACGGUACUAGUAAAUGUAACUGAGAUUAUUAUUGUUAUUUUUAACAGUAGGUAGUUGGUAUGAAACUCUUGUCAUGAAUGUACUGUAUGAAUCAAAUAUUUUCAAGUCACACACUAGUCUAGUUACUUCAUAACAGAAUAUUCAGAAAGAUCUCUGUGAAUUUCUGUUGAAUGUAUACAUUUUUAUGUAUGUAUGCAUGUUGUCUCUUUUUAUAAAAUUUCUCCAAUUAAUUUUGCCAGUAAUGUAAAGAGGAAUCAUGGUUGAGGUAUCUAAUAUUAGAUGGGAUUUAUUAGUUGGAUUGGAUUUAUCAGUUUUUAAGUGUGUUUUUUUUUUCUUGUGAUUUAUUAUCAUGUUAAUUCCUGACAAACUAAUAAUGAAAAAAUAAGAAAACAAAAUAUCAUAUCUUCAUUGUAAAUAUUUUAGUUUCCCAAGUAUAAGCUUAAACCCUUUAUAGCCUAGCAUCUUUGGCCUUUUCAAAUCGUAUUUUCCUAUAAAAUUUAAUGAAUUAAGCAAGUUCCUCAUUUAUACAGUUUGCAGCCACCUUAACAGUUCAAGAAUCAUGAGUCUGAGCAGUUAUAUGUUGUGUUUAUUUGAAAACAUAUGAAAAAAAGGCUAAAAGGAGUGUUCCAUUAAAAUUUUAGGUCUAGAUUAUAUAUGUAUUCACUCAUCCCUUGUGCCUUUUUGAAAUACUUAUUGCAUUAAACCAUUUAAAAUAUCAUGUAAUCACAACUUUUUCUUAAGUAUGGCUGCCCUAAUUGAACUGCAAUGUGUUUUGAAGUCACAAAUUCUAAUAGGCUUUGCCAACCAUAACAAAAUGUAUCAUUCAUUUUUAAUUAUAAAGUAUUAAAGAAGGUUGGGAUUUCAAGAAAA